This is a messenger RNA of Athalia rosae (coleseed sawfly), 2706 nucleotides long. RefSeq names its product 4-coumarate--CoA ligase 1-like. Gene Ontology annotation, cellular component: mitochondrion. The record is from RefSeq and is a predicted model, not a curated record. Gene Ontology annotation, biological process: long-chain fatty acid metabolic process; fatty-acyl-CoA biosynthetic process. NCBI's taxonomy places the organism in Eukaryota, Metazoa, Arthropoda, Insecta, Hymenoptera, Athaliidae. The transcript has 10 exons. Bases 726 to 2504 code for a protein of 592 amino acids. Gene Ontology annotation, molecular function: long-chain fatty acid-CoA ligase activity.
AAAUAUUUAUUUGAUAAAAAACUACAUUGCGGAAAAAUCUCGCCGCUUAGCGCUGGAUAAAAUUCUACGAGAUACGCGAUUCCCAUUUCGUCGCGGUGACGCGCGGCCCCGAUGAAAUUGAAUUUAGCAAUCGACGUUACAGCGGGAGGAAUAUUAUUUGAAUUCCGGAGGAUUGUCGUUGUAUAUUGUAUAUAUAUAGUGAUACCGUCGACGGAGAGAUUGUAAUACGUAUUAUGUAAGUACGUAGAGACACUUUCGAAGUGGGAAUGUUGUCGCGACCGAGCGACAUGCGCCUUUGAACCUCGUGUGUAGCGCGAAUAGAUCGUCGGUUACGUAAACGAAUAUACGGUGACUCAUUUGCCGUCUCGUUAUAAUCCAACUUGUGAAAUUAGCGUAACGAUAGAACAGGUACAGGUAUGUACCCCGGUGGGGUCAUUCAUGCGAUAUCCACCUUUGCGCCGUUGUCACGAGGUGCGUAUCGCGGGUGAUUUUUUAUUCCGGAACCGGAUAAAAACCGUGAAAUCCCGCGCCCGGUAAAGUGUCGAAAUACGACGGGCUUAUCCAGGCGGUUCGUAUCUUUGGGAAUAACGAUUAGCGGCCGAAUAGCGUCGUAACGUCGUCGUGGGGAUGUGCGUACCUACGUUAUACGUACCGUCGCGCGAAGGUAUACGAGGUAUGCAAGGCACGACUGUGCGCGUAUCAUCGGUAAGAGCAUUGGCAUCGGAAUGAAAAAAAGUAUGUCCACCUUCAGACAUGGUACACGGCGAAUUUUGCACGUAUUUGAAAAUCAAGGCGUACCGCGGGAUCGCCUGUUGUCCUCGGUUAGACGCGCGUCGACCGCCAAUAAAAUCGAAGAUGGGACGAACGGUGAGAAAAUUUUCAAAUCACCAUUCCCUAAGGGUGUAUAUCCGACAAUGCCGCUCCACGAAUACGUUUGGGAAAACGCAGGAAAGUGGUCGGAGAAAAUUGCUCUGAAAUGCGGAAUAACGGGAAGGGCUUACAAAUACAGAGAGGCAAGAGACGCGUCUAACUGGGUAGCGAGAAGCUUGCUGAACAUCGGAUUAAAAAACGGCGACGUCGUAGCCCUGGUGUUACCAAAUGUUCCCGAAACUGCGAUCGCUUUUCUCGGUACAUCGGAAGCCGGGCUGAUAGCCACAACCGUGAAUCCAUUAUACACAGUUGACGAAAUAGGCAAGCAGCUCGCUAAUUCGGAAGCUAAGGCGGUGAUCACGACCGCCGAACUAGGAUACACGGUCCUUCGGGCGGCAAAGAGUUCCAUGCCCGACAAAUUUCCACUGAUCGUGAUCGACGACGGUACCCGAUCCAUUCCACCGGGUUCCAUACCUUUCAAGGAUCUCAUUGAUAGAGGGAAAACUUUACCCGCUGUUCCCUCGAAACCUUGGACUCCCGACGACGUGGCUGUUUUGCCCUACUCCAGUGGCACAACAGGACUUGCGAAGGGCGUAAUGUUGACCCACAGAAACCUGAUCAAUAACAUGAUACAACAAAAUAUCAGCACGUCCGGAGAUGCCUGGCAGGAAACGACGGAAACGCAUCAAGAAAUCGUGCCCGCCGUUUUGCCCUUCUUUCACAUCUACGGGAUGAACGCGAUAAUGUUACCCGACCUCAGAAUGGGGAUGCAGAUCGUCACGCUGCCAAAAUUCACACCGCAGGGCUUCAUCGAUGUAAUUGCACAAAACAAGGCUACCUGCUUAUUCCUCGUACCGCCACUAAUUCUCUUUCUGACUUCUUCUCCGAACGUAAAUAAAAAACAUCUGGAAGCGGUUCGGGUCUUAACGUGCGGGGCAGCUCCUGUUGCCAAAACGGACAUUUUGAGAUUUUACGAGAGAUUUCAAAUCGAUGAUACCAAGCUCAAGUUUUUCCAGGGAUAUGGAUUGACGGAGUGUUCGCCCGUAACGUUUAUCAAGGCACCAAAGGAGAAUAAUUAUGCCGGUAUAGGGGUUCCGAUUUCCGACAGCGAGGCCAGACUCGUGGAUCCUGAGACGAAUGAGGAUAUUUGGAUACCGGGAAGAACGGGGGAACUUUGGGUACGGGGAUGCCACGUGAUGAAGGGCUACCACAAAAACGAAGAAGCCACCGAGCGAACGAUCGCCCCUGGAGGGUGGCUGAAAACUGGUGACCUGGCUUACUUGGACGACGACUUAGACUUUCAUAUAAUGGACAGGCUAAAAGAGCUUAUCAAAGUGAAAGGUUUCCAGGUACCACCUGCCGAAUUGGAAGCUUUGCUCAGAACGCAUCCUGAUAUCGAAGAAGCUGCUGUGAUCGGUAUUCCGGAUCCCAGAUCCGGAGAGGUACCAAAAGCGUUUGUAACGCUCAAGAAAGAUAGAACUCUGAAAGAAAAAGAGGUCCAAGAAUUUGUUAAGGGAAAAGUAGCGGAGUACAAAGAACUGAGGGGAGGCGUGAGCUUCGUCGAUAGCAUACCAAAGAACGCUUCGGGAAAAAUUCUCCGCAGAGCGCUUAAAAAUCCAGAAAUAUCUAAGUGAAGCCUGCAUACCUACUAUAACCGAGAAUUCGGAAAUCGAUUUCUCGUUGUUUCCAUUUGCCCUGGAAUUGAACUACGUAAAAAUUGAGAAUUUAUUCCAUCGGCUCUCCCCAGAGAUUUCAGUAUCGUACGAGAAAAAAAAAAAAAGGAUAAUAUUAAUAUAUUAUAAAAGAAUAAAUAUAUACUUGCAUCAUGAUCGACAA